This is a messenger RNA of Gossypium arboreum, 774 nucleotides long. RefSeq lists its product as uncharacterized. NCBI's taxonomy places the organism in Eukaryota, Viridiplantae, Streptophyta, Magnoliopsida, Malvales, Malvaceae. The transcript has 3 exons. Bases 1 to 774 code for a protein of 257 amino acids. The record is from RefSeq and is a predicted model, not a curated record.
AUGGUGUUAAGAACGGCGGAGGAUAAGGAAGUAAUGGUGAUUGGUGAACGCUGGAAUUAUAUGACGAAUGUAAUUUCGGCAUUAAGAGCGAAGAAGUUGGUUCAAAAGGGAUUCAAAGCCUAUUUGGAUUACAUUAGCAAGACAAAGGUUAAGAGCCCUACUGUUAAGGAGUUGAGAACGGUUAAGGAAUUUCCUGAUGUCUUUCCCAAGGAGCUACCUGGGUUGCCACCCAGUAGGGAAGUAGAAUUUGGAAUCGAAUUGUUACCUGGUACGGCUCUGGUGCCCAUCGCUCAUUAUCGGAUGGCACCAAAGGAGCUGGUGGAACUUAAGCCAGUGCCUGGAAAGGAGUUUAUGGUUUACAGUGAUGCGUCGCAUGUGGGCUUAGGAAGUGUAUUGAUGCAAGAAGGAAAGAUAAGGAGUAAGCAGUUAGUGGAUGAGACUUUGGGUGCUCGUUUUAAACAAGUAGAGAGUGGGGAGACAUUAGACUUUGGGAUAAAUAGUGAAGGAGUAUUGUGUUUCUGUGGGAGAAUGUAUAUACCAAAGGGCGAUGAUCUAAGGCAGUCCAUUCUGCAGGAAGCACAUAGCGGUCUCUUCGCAAUGCAUCCUGGUGGAAACAAGAUGUAUCGGAAUUUGCGUGAGCUUUAUUGGUGGCCUGGACUUAAACGUAAGGUUAUGGAGUUCGUAAACAAAUGUUUAGUUUGUCAAAAAGUGAAAGCGGAACAUCAAUUGCCUUCAUGGUUACUUCAGCCAGUGAAGAUUACACUCUGGAAGUAG